CAGCACUUACUACUUCUGCCAUUAUCCUUUAGUACUUUUAAAUGUACACUUUGCCAGCUACAUCAAACUCGUCAGUUUUAACGUCAGCCCAGCUAUAGUCCUGAACAAUGACUGGUUCAAUGUGCUUCAACUCUGUCUUGUUGCCUCUUCAGUCGGCGCAAGCUUUGUUAAUAUUCGUUUCCAGCUUUCUUCGUUACCCGGCCCCUGGGGCCCUGACCACCUCACACUUAAUUUUAAUGAAAUCCGCCAGCUAGGUGCGUACUUCUGUCUACUUAUCAACGACCCACAGAAUCCUCCCAGUUCAACCCGUUUGGCGUCGUUUGAGGCUUUCACUCACCUUGCCUCGAUUCUUCCCGUCUAUCUAAAUUUAGAAACGUGUCCCCCUGCCCUAAAUAUUUCUACGGUGCAAAUCGAGAGAGGGCUUCGACCUGCGGACCUCUUUAAUGGACUUAAGCGCCUGAUCGGCUUAGCUCAGCCCUCGAACCAAUCCGGAUCCCCAUCUGAUACGACUGCUGGCGUUUCCGAACUCGCAGUGACCGAGACCCCCUCUCAACUUAAGUGCCCCACGAUAUCCCCAGAAAUUGUAACAGAUAAGCCUAGUUCCAAUCCCACAGCUCUUUUAGCAGGUAUUUGA
This is a messenger RNA of Protopolystoma xenopodis, 634 nucleotides long. NCBI's taxonomy places the organism in Eukaryota, Metazoa, Platyhelminthes, Monogenea, Polystomatidea, Polystomatidae. The record is from the annotation of a GenBank genome assembly.